GUUAAUUACUCUCUCUCUCCCCUCCGAACUCCGCUUCCAUCAUCAUCAUCAUCAGUAGCUACAACCCAAUCAAGAUGGAAUCGAGUAGAUUCACAAUUCAGCAAAUUCGAUCGAACAGAAUCUGGAGGUCUACGGAUGACGUGGUAGACUGCAUACCAUUGACCAGGUCCAAGUCCUACGUGGUCGCACCCGCGCCUACUUUCCCGUAGACCAGUUUCCUUCGACUUCAAUUUCUCUCCGAAGCUCGAAGAAGACGACGACAAUGGCGAAGAAGAAGAAGCUCGAGGAGGAGGAGGAGGAAGAAGAGGAGAAACCCUCGCGCCCCUCCGACCACGAAGCGGUGGAGCGGCGGCGGCUGCGGUCGCUCGCCUUCUCCAACAAGCUCCUCUGCCGCGGCGGCGCCCCGCCGAAGCCCUCGUUCCCGCUCGCCCCCUCCCCCGCCCUCGCCAAGCUCCGCGGCCGCGACGUCGUGAAGCGGGGCCAGAGGAAGUGCCGCUUCCUCUUCUCCCUCCCCGGCCACCUAGCCCCACUCCCCGGCGGCGGCGGAGGGGGCCGCAUCGGCGAGCUCGCGCACCUCGCAACCAGGAACCCCGUCCUCUACCUCGAGUUCCCCCAGGGUCGGAUGAAGCUGUUCGGGACGCAUGUUUACCCUAAGAACAAGUACCUGACUCUGCAGCUCACGAGAUCGGCCAAGGGUGUGAUGUGCGAGGAUAUCUUCGAGAGCCUGAUUGUAUUUUCUGAAGCUUGGUGGAUUGGAUCUAAGGAGGAGAAUCCGGAAGAAUUACGGCUUGAGUUUCCUAAAAACUUCAAUGAUGGCAAACCUGUAGCAGAUUCUGAUUUUAAAGGAGGGGCAGGUGCAACGAGUGAAGAAGCAUCAGGCGGUAGUAACCUGGGGAAGGAUAAAGUAGAGCCUCUUUCCCCUGACACAGAUUUGAAUGAUACACCUGAGGAUUCUGAUCACAGAGCCGAGAAAAGCACAAAGGAUGUGGGCGAAGCGGUUUCAGUUCGACAAUCAGCUAGAACUGCCGGAAAAAACGUUAAAUUUAGUUAUGCAGAGUCAUCUUCUGGAGAUGAUUCGAUAACUAGUGAUACUGAAGUUGCAGAGGUAUCAGCUGAGAAGGUGAACAGAAGGAACAACAGUGCUACGACACGCUCCAAUCUGGAAAUUGCACAGGCAAAAGAUUUUGACAAAGCAACUACAGAUCUUCUUACGUCAGAUGAUGCAAUUGUCAACAAAGAAAGCGUUUCAACAGAAAAAGUUGAGCCUUCUUCUUCUUCAUUGAAGCCGUCAGGAGAAAAUCUUUCCAACAAGAAGGAACGGCUAGUUCAAGCUACUUUAUCUACUUUGUUUGAAAAAGCUGCCGAUAAGGGGUCUAAGAGUGGUGCAAAAGGUUCUCCUGGAAAUAAAGGUCUUGCUGGUAAGAGGCCACGAGAAAGUAGAAAGCAAACAGCUAAGCAGUCACAAGUAAGAGACUAUCAACUGGCAAAGGGAGCAGCCAAAGGGGAGUCUCAAUCAGGAAGAAAAAAGAAAGGGACUGGAACUCCGAGAAAGCAGAAUUCUCAGGUUGCAGAUGAUGAGGUGGAAGAUAUCUCAAGCGCCUCCCAGGACGACAGCGAUGAGGAUUGGGCCGCAUGAUACCUCGAGAUGGAGAUUAUUAGAUGGCUGUAACAUUGUCUACUUCAUGCCGUCGCCAUGUUCAGAUAACUGUGCAACUCAAAAGGAAAAUUUCAUCACGUUAGAUGAUUUUUCUGUAGAAGCCGCCGAGCCUAAAGAAUAUCAGUGUGUAUUCUCUUCGCAACAUAUGGCAGCUUCGAAGAACUUUAAGCCCUAGUCACCGGGAUGGCUUUCCGUUGAGGAACUACGGCAUCAGUUUGUGGCGUCUGCGGCAUUCCUGCAGAGCUGACCUAGAAGUAGCCCGUGGUCGUAUUUAUGCAUGAAUCAAAAAUAGAAUAAAACAAUGAUCCAACUUGCUGUUUGCAAAAAAAAAAAAAAAAAAAAAAAAAAAAAAAAAAAAAAAAAAAAAUUCUUUUAUAUAUAUACGAUUUCUAUUAGUGCUUGAUUUUAUUUUUAUUCAAUUCUGUCCCAGUGUUGUGAUUAUCGAUUAUCUGAAGUUGUUGACUUGCGUACAUUCAAUUAAUCGUGAGGAAGCUCUCUCAUUGGGAAGCUUCCAGUUUGCUAUCA
Messenger RNA from Ananas comosus (pineapple), 2182 nucleotides. Its product is annotated as DNA-binding protein RHL1. Lineage: Eukaryota; Viridiplantae; Streptophyta; Magnoliopsida; Poales; Bromeliaceae. Gene Ontology annotation, biological process: DNA endoreduplication. The record is from RefSeq and is a predicted model, not a curated record. The coding region runs from base 263 to 1636 and encodes 457 amino acids. The transcript is spliced from 13 exons. Gene Ontology annotation, molecular function: DNA binding.